AUGGGGACUCGAAUUUUACAAAGAGUUAUUGCGCCUGCUUUAAUAAACUCGUUUAAACCAUAUCGACAUAAUGUUACACAAGUUAAGGAAAGGGUAGUUUGUCUCAAUACAGCAUUAAACAAAUCUAUUAUUAGAACUUAUGCUAAGAGCAAAGACAGGGGGAAGGAUAAAAAGGAUAAAGGAUUGAAAGUACAAGUGGACCCAAUGUUAAUGUCGGAACUCAUUCCAGUAGAUAAAAUGAAAGAAAGAUGCAUUGCCACAAUUGACAGAAUGAAGGAAGAUUAUGCAAAAAACUUAUCACUACGUUCCACAACAGGCUCUAUAGAGUCCUUGAUAGUGAAAUUUGAAGGAAAAGACCAUGAACUACAAGAAUUAGCCCAAAUCAUUCGUAAGAACCCAAAAACUAUGGUAAUUAACUUUGCCUCAUUCCCUCAAGCAAUACCUCAUGCCUUAAAAGCAAUUCACAGUUCUGGACUUAAUUUAAACCCACAGCAAGAUGGAACAACUCUUUAUGUACCUGUGCCAAAAGUCACUAAAGAACAUAGAGAGGCAUUAGCAAAAAAUGCUAAAGCUUUGUACAUAAAAUGUAGGGAUGCCCUGAAAGAUGUACAAAAUGAUUUUAUUAAAAAAGCUAAAAAACACACAAGUGUAUCGGAAGAUUUAGUAUUCAGUGUAACAAAACAAAUCAUAGCUUUUUGUGAUGAAUAUCAAAGUAAAGCAAAGAAUAUUUAUGAAACAAAGCAUAAUGAACUUGUUGGAAAAUAA
Molecule: messenger RNA, 765 nt
Organism: Diatraea saccharalis (sugarcane borer)
Lineage: Eukaryota; Metazoa; Arthropoda; Insecta; Lepidoptera; Crambidae
Source: the annotation of a GenBank genome assembly